AUGUGUAUGGCAUUCUCUACCAGGCUCCAAGAUCCUGUUGAUCCACCUCCACGCUACCACAAGAACUAUCACAGCGAGCACCCAGUCUCCAGCAGCAGUGCGUAUGCUCAGCAGAGAGACCAAGCACGCACGAACAAAAUCAAUGAAAUGAACGCCGCCAGCAAAGAGGCGCGUGCCAGAAACAAGAGACAAAAGACAUCGUUCGUGUUUCGUAACCACGGUGGUGGAGGGAGUGCACAUCAUCAUCAUCAUCAUGGGGGCAUUGCUGGAGCGGUUGCUGGCGGUGCUGCGUGGGGAGGAGGUGGCGGUUCUGGUGGUUUCUGA
Messenger RNA from Fusarium subglutinans, 324 nucleotides. RefSeq lists its product as uncharacterized. NCBI's taxonomy places the organism in Eukaryota, Fungi, Ascomycota, Sordariomycetes, Hypocreales, Nectriaceae. The transcript has a single exon. The coding region runs from base 1 to 324 and encodes 107 amino acids. The record is from RefSeq and is a predicted model, not a curated record.